Molecule: messenger RNA, 1739 nt
Organism: Otolemur garnettii (small-eared galago)
Lineage: Eukaryota; Metazoa; Chordata; Mammalia; Primates; Galagidae
Gene: SLC16A6
Product: solute carrier family 16 member 6
Biological process (GO): transmembrane transport; monocarboxylic acid transport
Molecular function (GO): monocarboxylic acid transmembrane transporter activity
Source: RefSeq, a predicted model, not a curated record
CGGGCAGCACCCGCCCGAGCCAACUUGGGCCAGACUCGGGCCCGCCCCUUAAGGGGUUAAACCUUUUCUCAUGUUACCGAGCGGCUUAUAAGAAGGGGGAGGCCAAGCCUCCGCCUUAUUGAGAACCUUUUGGGGUUUAUUCUCUUCCCUUCUAACUUGAUUUUAAAAGAAUGACCCAAAAGAAAGCAAGGGUUUGUUUCAGAGCCAACGUGUACACUGAAGUGCCUGACGGAGGAUGGGGCUGGGCAGUAGCGGUUUCCUUCUUCUUCAUUGAAGUCUUUACCUACGGUAUCAUCAAGUCAUUUGGUGUCUUCUUUAAUGACUUAAUGGACAGUUUUGAUGAAUCCAAUAGCAGGAUCUCGUGGAUAAUAUCGAUAUGUGUGUUUGUCUUGACAUUUACAGCUCCCCUCGCCACGGUCCUGAGCAAUCGAUUCGGACACCGUCUGGUGGUGAUGCUGGGCGGCGUGCUGGUCAGCACCGGGAUGGUGGGCGCCUCCUUUGCACACGAGGUCUGCCACAUGUACAUCGCCAUCGGCGUCGUCUCUGGUUUGGGCUGCUGCUUUAGUUUUCUCCCUACGGUCACCAUUCUGUCACAGUACUUUAGCAAGAGACGCUCUGUGGUCACCGCAGUGGCUUCUACAGGAGAAUGUUUCGCUGUGUUUGCGUUCGCACCAGCAAUCAUGGCUCUGAAGGAGAGCAUCGGCUGGAGAUACAGCCUCCUCUUUGUGGGUCUGCUACAGCUGAACAUUGUCGUCUUUGGAGCACUGCUAAGACCAAUUAUUAUCAGAGGACCAGGGUCGCCAAAAAUAAUCCCCCACGAAAACCGGAAAGAAGUGCAAUACAUGCUUGAAAAUGAGAAGACACGAACCUCAAUAGACUCCAUUGACUCAGGAGUGGAACUAACUACCUCACCUAAAAAUGUGCCUAGUCACGCGAACGCGGACCUGGAGCUGAAGGCCGACAUGCAGCAGAACCUGGUGAAGGCGAGCGCCAAGCCGAGCGAUCAGAAAGCCCCUCUGUUAGACUUCUCCAUUUUGAAAGAGAAAAGUUUUAUUUGUUACGCAUUAUUUGGUCUCUUUGCAACACUGGGAUUCUUCGCACCGUCCUUGUACAUCAUUCCUUUAGGCAUCAGUCUGGGCAUUGACCAGGAUCGUGCUGCUUUUUUAUUAUCUGCGAUGGCGAUUGCAGAAGUGUUUGGAAGAAUCGGAGCUGGCUUUGUCCUCAACCGGGAGCCCAUUCGUAAGAUCUACAUUGAGCUCAUCUGUGUCAUUUUACUGACUGUGUCUCUGUUUGCCUUCACGUUUGCUACUGAGUUCUGGGGUCUCAUGUCUUGUAGUGUGUUUUUUGGGUGUAUGGUUGGAACAAUAGGAGGAACCACAUUCCACUGCUUGCUGAAGAUGAUGUCGUGAAUUGAAAAGAUGUCUUCUGCGGCCGGGGUCUACAUCUUCAUCCAGAGCAUAGCAGGACUGGCGGGACCACCCCUUGCAGGUCUGCUGGUGGACCAAAGUAAAAUCUACAGCAGGGCCUUCUACUCCUGCGCAGCUGGCAUGUUGGUGGCUGCCGUGUGCCUCGCCCUGGUGAGACCGUGUAAACAGGGACUGUGCCAGCGCCCGCAUUCAGGUGAAACAAAGGCGGCGAGCCAUCGUGGGAAGGCUUUGCAAGACAUACCCGAAGACUUUCUGGAAAUGGAUCUUGCGAAAAGUGAGCACAGAGUUCACGUGCAGAUGGAGCCAGUAUGA